Messenger RNA from Thermothelomyces thermophilus ATCC 42464, 3728 nucleotides. RefSeq lists its product as uncharacterized. The transcript has 5 exons. Gene Ontology annotation, cellular component: 90S preribosome; nucleolus. The record is from RefSeq and is a predicted model, not a curated record. NCBI's taxonomy places the organism in Eukaryota, Fungi, Ascomycota, Sordariomycetes, Sordariales, Chaetomiaceae. Gene Ontology annotation, molecular function: ATP binding; 18S rRNA cytidine N-acetyltransferase activity; tRNA binding. Gene Ontology annotation, biological process: rRNA acetylation involved in maturation of SSU-rRNA. Bases 124 to 3321 code for a protein of 1065 amino acids.
CCAUACCACCCGGCAGAAUUAAGAAAAAUAAUUGAACCCGAAUCACUAUCGCAGCAAUUUUCGGGCCCCUCUAUCGCAACCGUCCGCAGUAUUCAGAUUGCAGGUCUGCGAACAGUUGCGACCAUGCCGGCACAAAAGACAGUAGACUCGCGGAUUCCGACCCUCAUCCGCAAUGGCCUGCAGGAAAAAAAGCGCAGCUUCUUCGUCGUGGUCGGCGACCGUUCCAAGGAUGCCAUUGUCCACCUGUAUUAUAUCAUGUCCAGCAUGGACGUGAGGCAGAACAAGUCGGUUCUAUGGGCAUACAAGAACAAACUCCUCGGCUUCACGAGUCACCGCAAGAAGCGCGAGAACAAGAUCAAGAAGGAAAUCAAGCGCGGGAUUCGCGAACCCAAUUCCGAAGACCCGUUCGAGCUCUUCAUCUCGCUUCACGACAUUCGAUAUGUCUACUACAAGGAAACCGACAAGAUUCUGGGCAACACAUAUGGCAUGUGCAUUCUUCAAGACUUCGAGGCUAUAACACCCAAUAUUCUCGCCAGGACCAUCGAGACAGUCGAGGGUGGAGGCCUAGUGGUGCUCUUGCUGAAGGGCAUGAGCAGCCUGAAACAGCUCUACACUCUUUCCAUGGACGUCCACUCACGGUACCGAACGGAGGCCCACGACGACGUUGUAGCGAGGUUCAAUGAGCGCUUCAUCCUGUCCCUCGGUAGUUGCGAAUCUUGUUUGGUGAUUGACGACGAGCUCAACGUUCUCCCGAUAUCAGGCGGGAAGGGCGUGAAGCCACUCCCGCCACCUGAUGAGGACGAACCCAAGAGUGCGGCGGCGCAGGAGCUAGAGAAGAUGAAGGAGGCCCUCCAAGACACACAACCGAUCGGGUCGCUCGUCAAGUUGGCCCGCACGACAGAUCAGGCGAAGGCUUUGCUUACGUUUGUGGAUGCCAUUGCCGAGAAGACUCUCCGGAAUACGGUUACCCUGACCGCAGCGCGUGGCCGAGGUAAAUCUGCCGCUAUGGGCGUUGCCAUUGCAGCCGCCGUUGCCUACGGAUACAGCAACAUCUUCAUCACCUCGCCAUCUCCCGAAAAUUUGAAGACACUGUUCGAAUUCGUCUUCAAGGGCUUUGACGCGCUUGAUUACAAAGACCAUGCCGAUUACUCCAUCAUCCAGUCAACAAAUCCCGAUUUCAACAAGGCUAUUGUUCGAGUCAACAUCCACAGGAACCAUCGGCAGACCAUCCAGUAUAUCCGGCCUCAGGACAGCCAUGUGCUCGGACAGGCCGAGUUGGUCGUGAUUGAUGAAGCGGCGGCUAUUCCGCUGCCCCUAGUGAAGAAGCUCAUGGGGCCGUACCUGGUGUUUAUGGCCUCUACAAUCAGCGGUUACGAAGGGACGGGCCGGUCGCUGUCGUUGAAGCUCAUCAAGCAGCUGAGGGAGCAAUCCAGGGCGGGCGCCAAUUCCAACGGCAGCGGCUCGGUCGAGAUCGAUCGAUCGAGCGGACGGGCAACCAAGGAGACAACUUCAGUUGGCGGUCGGUCGCUGAAGGAGAUCACGCUUUCUGAGCCCAUCCGUUACGCCCAGGGAGAUAAGGUGGAGAAAUGGCUCAAUAUGCUUCUCUGCCUAGAUGCCACACUGCCGAAAUCCAAGCUCAGCACGCAGGGGUGUCCGGACCCUUCGCAAUGCGAGCUGCUACACGUCAACCGCGACACCCUCUUCUCCUUCCAUCCGGUGUCUGAAAAGUUUCUGCAGCAGAUGGUUGCGCUCUACGUUGCAAGCCACUACAAGAACUCGCCGAACGACCUGCAGCUUAUGAGCGAUGCGCCAGCCCACGAACUUUUCGUUCUCACGGGCCCGAUUGUUGAAGGUCGCCUGCCAGAACCCCUGUGUGUGAUUCAAGUGUCCCUGGAAGGGAAGAUCAGCAAGGAGAGCAUCCUGAAGAGCUUGAGCAGAGGCCAGCAACCUGCUGGUGAUCUGAUUCCGUGGCUGGUGAGCCAGCAGUUCCAAGACGACGAAUUCGCUUCCCUGUCGGGUGCUCGUGUGGUCCGGAUAGCAACGAAUCCGGAUUAUAUGUCGAUGGGGUACGGCUCAAAAGCGCUGCAACUGCUGAUUGACUACUACGAGGGCAAAUUCGCCGACCUCUCGGAGGAAGGCAGCAGCACAGUGCCGCAGUCGAUUCCCAGGGUCACGGAUGCUGAGCUUGCUCAGGCUAGUCUGUUUGACGAGAUCAAAGUUCGGGACAUGAACGAGCUGCCGCCGCUGUUCGCAAAGCUGGCGGAGCGUCGACCUGAGAAGCUCGACUACGUGGGUGUAAGCUACGGCUUAACGCAGCCGCUGCACAAAUUUUGGAAGCGGGCCUCGUUUGCCCCGGUCUACCUCCGGCAAACUGCCAACGAACUCACGGGCGAACACACGUGCGUCAUGAUUCGGCCUCUCCAAGACGGGAACGACCCGAGCUGGCUCGGCGCCUUUGCGAAUGACUUCCAUCGUCGUUUCCUGUCUCUCCUCUCGUACAAGUUCCGCGAGUUCCCGUCCAUCCUUGCCUUGACGAUUGAGGAAUCUGCCAGUUCUGGCGCGCAGCUGGAUCCGUCCGCAACACCGACUGAAAUCACCAAGAGCGACCUGGACGCGCUCUUUACGCCAUUUGACCUCAAGCGCCUGGAGUCCUACGCCAAUGGGUUGCUCGAUUACCAUGUUGUUCUGGACCUCAUGCCCACGAUUGCGCAGCUGUACUUCAGCGGCAGGUUGAAGUCAAGCGCCAAGCUGAGUGGCCUGCAACAGGCUAUUCUCCUGGCCAUCGGAAUGCAGCGGAAAGAGGUUGAGACUGUUGCCGAGGAGCUGUCACUGCCGGCUUCGCAGGUUCUCGCUAUUUUCAUCAAGAUCAUGCGAAAGAUCACGUCUCACCUAAACUCGCUGGUUGCCGGAGCCGUCGAGGCCGAGAUGCCGGAUGCGAACAAGGUCGGCGUGAGCCGAGAAAACGCGACAGGGAUUCACGACGACGAGGUGAUUGACACGAAGUACACGCCUCUCGAAACCAGACUAGAGGACGAGCUGGAAGAGGGAGGCGACGAGGCGCUGAGUGAGCUGCGAGCCAAGCAGAGGGAGCUCAUUGACUCUCUCCCGCUGGACCAGUAUGAGAUCGAGGGCGAUGAUGCGGCAUGGGAAGAGGCGGAGAGACGAGUACAACGGGCGGCCAAGAGCGGAAAGGGCGCUCCGAUGGUGAGUGUCAAGACGAAGGCGAAGCGCAAGGUGGAGGAGACGGAUGGCCACGAGGAGAAGGGAGGUGACAAGGGGCAUUCCAAGUCCAAGAAGGCGAAGCGGGAGAAAAAGAAGUGAAGCGAUUCUAUGUGUUGGUAAGAUAUAGGAUUGUUUUUUCCUACCAUUGUCUAAACAAGAUACCCAGGCCUACGGCCUUCUCAUCUGGCUCUCCUAAGUGAAUAUUACUGCGGCAUAUUCGGUCGGUGCCGGAGGAGCGACCCCAUGGGCUUGUACAUAGCAGGAUUCGGAACAUACCUGAAGCGGAGAGUCGGUCCGUGAUUGGCUCCGAGACGAGGGCAAAACUCGCAAUAUCGCAAAUCAAAGUGCGGCUGAUGAACAACACGUAAAGUUAACAAUUGCGACCUAAGACGCUUGGUAAGAUUGGGAUUGAUUGAAAAACUCUUUUCUCCUCUCUGAACUGUUUUGAGUGGCUCUUGCCGGCGUUCUUCGACCGUGCCGCGCAAAGAAUUCUGGAUUCAGCGGUG